Messenger RNA from Sciurus carolinensis (gray squirrel), 1197 nucleotides. RefSeq names its product dopamine receptor D3 (gene Drd3). NCBI's taxonomy places the organism in Eukaryota, Metazoa, Chordata, Mammalia, Rodentia, Sciuridae. The coding region runs from base 1 to 1197 and encodes 398 amino acids. Gene Ontology annotation, biological process: adenylate cyclase-activating adrenergic receptor signaling pathway; adenylate cyclase-inhibiting dopamine receptor signaling pathway. Gene Ontology annotation, molecular function: dopamine neurotransmitter receptor activity, coupled via Gi/Go; G protein-coupled receptor activity. The record is from RefSeq and is a predicted model, not a curated record. Gene Ontology annotation, cellular component: plasma membrane. The transcript has 6 exons.
AUGGCGCCUCUGAGUCACUUAAGCGGCUACAUCAAUUCCACCUGUGUGGCAGAAAACUCCACAGGUGCCAACCAGGCCCACCCACAUGCCUACUAUGCCCUGUCCUACUGCAUACUCAUCUUAGUCAUCGUCUUUGGCAACGGCCUGGUGUGUGUGGCUGUCCUGAAGGAGCGAGCCCUGAAGACCACCACCAACUACCUGGUGGUGAGCCUGGCUGUGGCAGAUUUGCUGGUGGCCACCUUGGUGAUGCCCUGGGUGGUAUACCUGGAGGUAACAGGUGGAGUUUGGCAUUUCAACCGCAUUUGCUGUGACGUUUUUGUUACCCUGGAUGUCAUGAUGUGUACAGCCAGCAUCCUGAACCUCUGUGCCAUCAGCAUAGACAGGUAUACUGCGGUGGUUAUGCCAGUUCACUAUCAACAUGGCACUGGGCAGAGCUCCUGCCGGCGCGUGGCCCUCAUGAUUACAACUGUGUGGGUACUGGCCUUUGCUGUGUCCUGUCCUCUCCUCUUUGGCUUCAAUACCACAGGGGACCCCAGCGUCUGCUCCAUCUCCAACCCUGAUUUUGUCAUCUACUCCUCAGUUGUGUCCUUCUAUGUGCCCUUUGGGGUGACUGUCCUCGUCUAUGCCAGGAUCUAUGUGGUGUUGAGACAAAGGAGACGGAAGCGGAUCCUCACUCGUCAGAACAGUCAGUGCAUCAGUGUCAGGCCAGGCUUCCCUCAACAACCCCUCUCUCCUGGCCGGGCGCAGUCGGAGCUGAAGCGCUACUACAGCAUCUGCCAAGAUACCGCCUUGAGGCAACCAGGCUUCCAAGAAGGAGAGCUGAAAGGGGAGGAGAGGAUGCGGAACUCCCUCAGCCCCACCAUGGCACCCAAGCUCAGCUUGGAAGUUCGAAAACUCAGUAAUGGCAGGUUAUCAACAUCCCUGAAGCUAGGGCCCCUGCAACCUCGGGCAGUGCCACUUCGAGAGAAAAAGGCAACCCAGAUGGUGGUCAUUGUACUUGGGGCCUUCAUUGUCUGCUGGCUGCCCUUCUUCUUGACCCAUGUUCUCAAUACCCACUGCCGGGCUUGCCAUGUACCCCCAGAGCUUUACAGUGCCACAACAUGGCUGGGUUAUAUGAACAGCGCCCUCAACCCUGUCAUCUACACCACCUUCAAUGUAGAGUUCCGCAAAGCCUUCCUCAAGAUCCUGUCUUGCUGA